Molecule: messenger RNA, 650 nt
Organism: Linum tenue
Lineage: Eukaryota; Viridiplantae; Streptophyta; Magnoliopsida; Malpighiales; Linaceae
Source: the annotation of a GenBank genome assembly
ACACGGGCAUAAACCGGUUUGACAACCUUGCUACCACUUCACUUUGGAGUUUUUUUUAAUCAUGAGAAAAUAGUAUAAAUACCCGUAUUAAUAAUCAUACUAAACCCAUGUCUAUAUAAACAGAGCUCUCUGGUUUGCGCCGGGAAGGAAGAAGCGAGGUAGGGUUGUUGGUGGAGAGUAAUAGCGCCAAAUCAAAUCGGCUUUUGUUGUUGGAUUCGCCACUCUGCUGCAUCAAUGGUUAUUGCUCCGAACGAGUGGAUAAGCACGGAGGACGCGCUGCUCCAGGCGCUGGUUGGCAAGUACGGCGAGAACAAUCAAUGGCAACGCAUUAGUGCGCUUUUCGUUCGUAAAUCCGCCAAGCAGUGCGAGGCUCGCUGGUAUCGCUGUUUCGACCCAUCGGCCAUCAAAAGAAGAGAGGAGGCAGCAGCAAUAGGCCAUCUUGCUGAGCGCUUCGAUGCUGUCGCCCUCAACCAUGAAUGAGAAUUCAUUCUCAUGGAGGAGGAGGAGAAGCCACAGCCCCAUUGAUUCUCUUGGAUAUGUAUAAUGAAGCUCUGUUUUCUGUUUUGCUAGGUUUUUUGUUGUUGUUUUUGUGUGGGAGUUUUUUAACACCCUAGCCCGCCCUAGUACUAUUUUUAUCAAAUUGCUCUCGA